Messenger RNA from Drosophila santomea, 1353 nucleotides. RefSeq lists its product as uncharacterized. Lineage: Eukaryota; Metazoa; Arthropoda; Insecta; Diptera; Drosophilidae. The coding region runs from base 98 to 622 and encodes 174 amino acids. The record is from RefSeq and is a predicted model, not a curated record. The transcript has 6 exons.
CCUUGGCAUAGGUUAUGAAAAUAUAUCAUGAUAAAUGCCCUGAUCAGAGUGCCCUCCUUUCAGAACUCUAAAAUUUAGUACACUGAAAUUUCGUAAAAUGGGCGUUGUCGACAAAUUUCUUUACUUCUUCGAGCUGAAGUACGGCGUACUCAUAGUUGGGUUCGUGGACAUCAUCCUAAGUAUACUCUGCGGGUGCUACCUGCCAUGGAUAAGGCGUAAGGUGGAUGAAGAUUUUUGGAUCCUUACACAGGCGGCGUAUACUAUUCAUGGGCAAUCCCUUGCGAAACGUUCGCAGCUGUACGAUUUUUAUGUUGCUGAUGACUUUUACUUCAAUAGGUUCGGCUAUUCAAUGUAUAUAUUCUGCUUGAUUGUCCUCGUUCUUCACAUUGGCGCCUCCAUACUCAUCAUUGUGUCCGUACUCUCGGAGGAGAAAACCAUGGCUGCCCCCUACGUGGCCACUGCCCUGAUGCGCUUCGUUGUGCUGCUCCUCAUCCUGAUUUGGAUAGUGACCAAGUCGUUUGACUGCACCACCACUUUUUGGCUGAUAGGCCUGAGUCUGUUUCCAGCCACCUACUUUUGGCUAACAGUCGUGUCUUGGUACAGCCCGUCCACCUCGGAAUAAACUUAGCAAUCGGAUUUGUGUCAGAAUCAAGUACUCGCAUUAUUCGCAUUAUACUGGAUAUCAUAUUUUUCAUAUUUGUGUUAAUAGACGGCACUGAUGUCGUGGCCCUGGUUCUCAUCAUAAUAGGUACGUUGUAGGUGAUGUUCCACAGAUUUGGCCUAUUAUGAAGACUGGUGUAUGGAUCAUAUUGAGGAGGUUCUUGAAAGCAGCUACUACUCUUUAGCCUACUAUACUUGGAUUAUCGCAUUUUUCAUCCACUUUGCCCAUCUAAUAUCCUGAUAAUUGCAAGAGAUAACCUAAUAAUGGCUCUCGCACUGCUCAUAAUCGGGUUGGUAAAUGGGAUACUUUUGAUUUUCACCAUAAUUAACACAGUUGUUGCAGUCUGCUGUUGGUACGUUGUCUAUUCAUGGUACAAAAAGCUUGAACGCUUAGAGGAAGUCCAAAACUGAUACAAGACCCCAAAAGAACGCUAUUUAAAUCUUAAUUAGAAUGAAGUGAAUCUUAAUUAGAAAGUGCUGCUGCUGUGAGCUGAGAAGGGAAGCCUUGAUGUAGAUGUGAUUGUGACUGCGGCAGUUGUUUUGGAUAUUAAGAGUGUGGCCCUUUACUUGUCGGUCGUUGUCUACUCGUGGUUCAAGAUGAUCGAAAGCUCAACAGGUUGAAACUAAAAUACCUCAUUUGAUCGCACCAAGCUUGAUAUUAUGUAUAAAUAAAUUCUAAGUAAGCAGUUGAAA